Molecule: messenger RNA, 836 nt
Organism: Haliotis rubra (blacklip abalone)
Lineage: Eukaryota; Metazoa; Mollusca; Gastropoda; Lepetellida; Haliotidae
Exons: 4
Coding region: 130-492 (120 amino acids)
Source: RefSeq, a predicted model, not a curated record
UUAUUCUCGGUCCAACAUCAGCAACAGCGUAAUAAUGUCUGUGGAACAGGGCGCAGAUUUGCCUACUAAUACCGUUUGAUGAAAACAAUUAGCUGAUGUCCAGCAUGAGGGCAGCCUGACCGCGGAGACAUGAACACCUCCACUACAUCCAGUCCACUUGAACCCAGCUUGCUUAACCUCGUCAGAAAACUCAAUAUGUCAGCAUCACCAGGUCACACAACUCCCAACAGUGGUCUUCCCACAGAGAGCAGAGAGGAGUUCUUUCAUCAUCUUACUCUCAAGGAUGAGACCGUGUUUGUGGCCCUCAUUGUCAUGGGCAUCAUUGUGCCUGCAAUCUUCAUCUCUGUCUUUGCCCUCAUCUGCAUCAGAAGACACAAGGAGAUGAAGGCCAGGAAAGCGGCGAUGUUACUACGGGAUGCCCAGGAUAUGGCGAUGGAGGACUACCCUUACAUGAUGCGGGGUCUGACUCGCUUCUCCCCCUGGAGGAUCUGAUGACCCUCCCUGUCUGUCCAGCAUGCAAUAACCGGACACAAGCACCAUGGCAUUUGGCAGUAACAACAGCCCAGUAUAUGUAGACCACAUGGGUAAAUGUAGUCACAUAUUACAGACACAAAACUCGGUUCCUUGGUUCCAGGUACUAACUUGACAUGAUCUGUGAGAUAAGGUCUUAUGGAACAUGAAUAUUGUUUAUGAAUGUUUUGUUCAUGCGAAUAAUUAUCUAGUCUCAACUUAAAAGUGCAUACAGUAAAUAUAUAUAAAGCAGUGUAUGAAAUAAGGACCGUCCGACCGCCCGAGACGGGCUAGAUUUCUGCCGGACGGUCUAAUUUUACAGCUAG